ACAAUGCGUCGUGCACGAGUGUUUCGGUAGCUCUUCGAUUGUGUAAAUAUUGUACAAGAUACGGUGUCUCUGUCUGGUAGUUUGCUUUCAGACAGGUUCAUCAACCUGGCGUUGAAAGCUGUACCGUCCCCGAGGGUCGCCUCAUCCGAGAUAGUCACAUGCAAUUGGCGUAAUGCCAGAGCAAGGACAGCAUCAUCGCGCUUGUCGAAUUUUCUGGCAUAAUUCGGGUCGUUUCGGACGACAUCGAUGGCACGCUGGCAUUUCGCCGUGUUCAUCUUUCUGGCCUAUCCGACGACACAAUGCGUCGUGCACGAGUGUGUCGGUAGCUCUUCGAUUGUGUAAAUAUUGUACACGAUACGGUGUCCCAUGUCUGGUAGCUUGCUUUCAGAUAGGUUCAUCCACCUGGCACUGAAAGCCCCACCGUCCCCAAGAGUCGCCUCAUCCAAGAUAG
Messenger RNA from Protomyces lactucae-debilis, 451 nucleotides. RefSeq lists its product as uncharacterized. Lineage: Eukaryota; Fungi; Ascomycota; Taphrinomycetes; Taphrinales; Protomycetaceae. The record is from RefSeq and is a predicted model, not a curated record. The transcript has a single exon. The coding region runs from base 173 to 412 and encodes 79 amino acids.